Mizuhopecten yessoensis (Yesso scallop) is the source of this 4560-nucleotide messenger RNA. RefSeq names its product serine/threonine-protein phosphatase 2A 65 kDa regulatory subunit A alpha isoform-like. NCBI's taxonomy places the organism in Eukaryota, Metazoa, Mollusca, Bivalvia, Pectinida, Pectinidae. The coding region runs from base 18 to 1802 and encodes 594 amino acids. The transcript is spliced from 17 exons. Gene Ontology annotation, biological process: protein dephosphorylation. The record is from RefSeq and is a predicted model, not a curated record. Gene Ontology annotation, cellular component: cytoplasm; protein phosphatase type 2A complex. Gene Ontology annotation, molecular function: protein phosphatase regulator activity.
UCUGUUCAAAAUCCAAGAUGGCGUCUCAAAUGGCACAGGCAGAAUCAGGCGACGACUCUCUUUAUCCAAUAGCUGUAUUAAUCGACGAGCUAAGGAACGAAGAUGUUCAGUUGCGUCUGAACAGCAUCAAGAAAUUAUCAACAAUCGCCCUAGCCCUUGGUGUUGAAAGGACCAGGAGUGAGCUAAUUCCCUUCCUUACAGACACAAUCUAUGAUGAGGAUGAAGUGCUAUUGGCUUUGGCCGAACAACUUGGAAAUUUUACCCCUCUUGUUGGAGGACCAGAGUUUGUCCACUGCCUUCUGCCUCCUCUGGAGAGCCUGGCCACAGUGGAAGAGACUGUAGUCCGCGACAAGGCUGUUGACUCCCUGCGUACCAUCGCUGCUCAACACUCGCAGGCAGAUCUGGAAAAUCACUUUGUCCCACUUGUGAAGAGAUUGUCUGGAGGUGACUGGUUUACCUCUCGCACGUCAGCAUGUGGACUGUUUGCAGUCUGUUAUCCCCGAGUGUCAACUACCAUCAAAGACGAACUCCGACAGCAAUUUAGAAAUUUGGCGGGAGAUGACACCCCAAUGGUUCGUCGGGCUGGAGCGGGAAAACUUGGAGAAUUUGCCAAAGCUGUGGAGACCGAAAAACUGAAAUCUGACCUUAUACCUAUGUUUACAAUAUUGUCUCAGGAUGAACAGGACUCUGUGAGACUGUUAGCUGUAGAAGCCUGUGUCAGCAUUGCCUCCCUGCUACCUUCAGAGGACACCGAUCAGUUUGUGAUGCCAACUUUACGAUUAGCAGCGGAGGAUAAGUCCUGGCGAGUACGCUACAUGGUCGCAGAUAAAUUCAUUGAACUACAAAAGGCAGUAGGACCAGAGAUUACAAAGAAUGACCUGGUGCAGGCCUUCCAGGGACUAUUGAAGGACUGUGAGGCAGAGGUCAGAGCAGCUGCUGCUCACAAGGUCAAAGAUUUCUGUCAGAACCUGUCGGAGGAUGUACGAGAACAGGUUAUUAUGAACAGUAUCCUACCCUGUGUGAAGGACCUGGUAUCUGACGCUAAUCAGCAUGUCAAGUCCGCCCUAGCCUCCGUCAUCAUGGGUCUGUCUCCUAUCCUUGGAAAGGACAACACAAUAGAACACCUACUGCCCCUGUUCCUAACACAACUGAAGGAUGAAUGCCCGGAGGUCCGACUGAACAUCAUCUCAAAUCUGGACUGUGUAAAUGAGGUUAUUGGAAUCAAGCAGUUGUCACAGAGCCUUCUGCCCGCCAUUGUUGAGUUGGCUGAGGACACUAAGUGGAGAGUGAGGUUGGCCAUUAUAGAGUACAUGCCACUCCUAGCUGGACAAUUGGGUGUUGAAUUCUUCGAUGAAAAAUUGAAUUCCCUGUGUAUGACCUGGCUUGCUGACCAUGUGUUUGCUAUCCGUGAAGCAGCGACCCUGAACCUUAAGAAGCUGGUGGAGAAGUUUGGAUCAGACUGGGCCUCUCAGACUGUUAUACCCAAAGUGAACUCCAUGGCCCGCGAUCAAAACUACCUACACAGACUCACCUGUUUAUUUUGUAUCAAUUUAUUAUCAGAGGCCCUUGGGUCAGAAAUCACCAACAAGACGCUUUUGCCAACCAUCACCAGUCUUGCGGCUGAUUCGGUUGCCAAUGUAAGAUUCAACGUCGCCAAAAGUCUUCAGAAGCUGGGGCCUCAUUUUGACCAAACGACACUACAAGGCCAGGUAAAGACGACACUGGAUAAGCUGAAGACAGACGGAGACACAGACGUGCAGUACUAUGCUUUGGAGGCAUUGGAUGGUUUGAAGUUGAGCUAGGAAACAAAUCGAGAGUUUAGGUAAAUCUUUCAACAAGUCAACAUGUGCUGUUUAUCAAUGUUUUAUGUUGUGAAUUCUUGGGCGUGAAUCUUACCGACAUCGUGUUGUAUCCAUCGAUCGUCAUCAGUUUCAUCUGCGCGGCGGACAAACAGACAGACACUGCACAAUAAACUUGAGAGAACAAGGACAGACAUCAAAUAUGUUUCACAUUAUAAUUUGAGAAGAAUUGCUUAUUACUGCAAUGGUCUUAAUUUUCAGUAGAUCCAAUUAUUAAAUUUUCGUCAUUCAUUUAUGCAAAAAAAAUGUGAUUUAUAAAACACAUGGACCACAGGAAGACUUGUGUCACUGUGGUACGAAGAGUUAAAACUCCAAGUCAUCAGGAUGUUUGGAUGACCUUGACACCAUCAACCACUGACCAGGUGACCUUUAUGUAAACAAUGGCAUAAUGGAUUAUUAGGAUUACUACCUUAUAAACUCUAACCCACUCUUCUAUAGUACAGUUCACUCCGUCUAAACUGGGCUCCCUGGGACAGUAGAAAAUGUCAUUUUGGAUGCUCCCUGGGACAGUGUAAAAUGGUUAGUUUGCACAGAAUUUUAGAUUGUACAUCAUCAGAACCAAUUUAUUUGGCAGGUUUAGACAAAAAUCCAGAUUGGACAGAGUUCGGUUUGGAGCGAGUUUACUGCGAGAUAUUAUUAACUACUACAUUACAUAGCAGUUUUUUGUGAAUGUGUUUAGUAAACCUGUAGUGACAGAGUAACGGUGUUUGUUUACGUAUUCCUGGAAAAUUCAUUAUUAAUCUAGAGCAGUUCCAGUGGUCAUUUGUACAAAAGACUAAGAUUAAUUUUAAAUUGAUGUAUUGAGCUCACUGUUCUGGGACGUAUUGGUAUACUAGUUGUGUGAAGGCAUUUCCUCACAGGCGACAUCUCUAACAACACUUAGGUAGCUGGUCAUUCUUUAUAAAGAGGAAAAACACUUUUUGUAAAAUAUAUGAAGGUAGCACAAGUUUCCUGCUUUUCCUUUCUCCAAUCUCCAUCACAGUAAUAUUGAGCAGCAGCAUCAGUCUCACCAUCUUUACUCGGCGAGACUUUCUGUAGAUACCCACACUUUACUCGGCGAGACUUUCUGUAGAUACCCACGCUACUUACUUUCUAUCAAUAUGAAAUUCCGAUAAUGGAAAUAUUUGGAUAGGUCAAUUUUUGUGAGAUAUGAAAAAUAAAGACAUCCUUGGUGAAUUUUUAUCAAAUGUCAUUAGAUUAAAUAGCUUUAAAAGUUCAUUGAUUCAGCAGUGUUAAAUAGAAAUAUUUUUCAAACUUGUCAGUUUUGACAGUACUUUCUUGAAAUAACUAAAUUGAAAAUAUAUAUAUUCUGGCAAUUUGAAUCAUAUGAAUAGUUUUAUGUAUCAAGCAUAAAUUUAGAUGUUGAAAUUCAUUAAUAACUGCAUGUGUUUUAUACAUCUCAAUUAAAGUGCUAUUUAAAAUAUAAUUGAGGUUGAGCAGACGUGUAAAACAACAAAAAAUAUAUAUUGUGUGUUAGUGUCACAUGGUACAAAUUUGGUUAGCAGCUGUGAUUGUGAUGUAUGUAGCUUCACCUUCCAUAAAUAUCAGGGUAUGUCUCUUCUGGGUCAUGUCUAGGUAAAGAUAACCUCUAAUGGGUCAUACCCAUAUAAGGAUAUAACCAAUAAUGGGCCAUACCCAUAUAAGGAUAUAACCACUGAUGGGUCAUACUCAUAUAUGGAUAUAACCACUGAUGGAUUAUGUCCCUAUACGUCAGUAUAAUCAUGACUAGGUCAUGUCCAUAAAGGGCAUGGUCAUUAAUGAGUCAUGUCCAGUUAAGGCAAAGCAAAUUAUAGUCAAUGUCCAUAUAUGGAAAAUAUAUGAUUUUGUGUCCAUAAUAAAUUCAAGCACACAGGUAAAAUGUGUUCAAAUUGUUCAGUAGGGAAUAACAAUAUUGUACUCGGAGAGAAGAAUGUUUUCAAUCCACUUCAAUCAUUUCAGAUUGGUAAUUAGGAUGUGUAGUCAAAUACUGCAGCAGAAUUGGAUACGUUGACAUGAAACUGAGAUUAAUUUUAAGCAUAAAUGGUAUGCUGCUUUUAUACUUCUAGUAGAUAGUGAAAAAGGAUUUUACUUCAGAAAACACUGGUCAUAAAGGCAUUAUGGACAUUAUAUUUAAUUAAAGUUAACUAAGUAUGUACUGUGUGUUUGUUAUUUUGUUCCUUUGGAGCUGUGGCAUUUUCUAUGCAAGUUCAAAAGUGACGGAGAUUUUAACGACACUUGUUAAUAAUUGGAUAUAAAAACAAUGAAAAUUACCACGAAAUUGAAUAAGUAUCUUAUUACAUGUGCUUGUUAUCCAGGCAUUUAGCUAUGAACAAUGGGACAUAUAAAUUGACCAUACUUAAAUACUUGGUUGGUUAUAAUAUUUUGAAACUACUUUAUUUAGUGAAAUUACUUCAUUGACUGCAACUUCUUAAUCCAACGAUGAUAAUAAAGACAAACCACUCGAUCAAAUGAAACUUUUUAUCCAAUUAUUAUACUUGGUACAAUUGUAUUAUAUUUAAGAAAUUAACCUUUGAAGCAGUUGAUACCGAAUUAGUUUCAAGACCAGCUCAAUUCAUCUACUUGUGAAAUUGACCAAAGCAAGAUUCAAUCCUUCUAUUAAACAUAGAUCUUAAAAAUAUAGUGUGUCAUUUGAGGACUUGUACAGCGAUGUAGUAAAAAGUGAUAUUUCAUCAUGACAAUAGUAUACAAUAAAAUGUAAAAA